Molecule: messenger RNA, 2232 nt
Organism: Sclerotinia sclerotiorum 1980 UF-70
Lineage: Eukaryota; Fungi; Ascomycota; Leotiomycetes; Helotiales; Sclerotiniaceae
Exons: 3
Coding region: 1-2232 (743 amino acids)
Molecular function (GO): nucleic acid binding
Source: RefSeq, a predicted model, not a curated record
AUGCCCGCACGCUUCACACUUCAAGAGGAAGCACGCAACACGGAACGUCAUCAUUCAUUCUGGAACUCUGAUCAAAGGUUGAGGGAUACAAAAGUGAGCUUUGUCAGUGCUGGAGAGUUCAAACCAACCGAUCUCAUCCAAGAUUCUGAGGAAGCAUUGGCUGGAAUGACCUUGGAGUCUGCAGAACCAUCUGAAGAAAUCUUGGCUCAGGAUGUACGAAUGGCAGAUCAGGGAAAACCUAUGGCUGCAUCAUCUUCGUUGUUCAUGAUAGAUACCAAUGGCAGCAAGCCCGUUGAAACUAGUCUUGCACCUCCUCGUUUACGUUCAAUCUCACCCGCUAGGUCAGACUCGAGCGAAGAAGUCAUACUCUUUCACGGGCGUAGUCAAUCAGGGAAAAGGGAUGUCAGACUCAAACACGAUCUCCCAGCAUAUGCGGACCCAAUAGAUGCUAGGAUUAAGAUGGUGGAAGACAAACUUCUUGAGCAACAUAAACUACUAGAAGAAACAUUGGAUGAAAAAGAGGCAUCCUUAGAAUCCAUUCCGCCCGAGCUAGCAGAGGCUUUAAACAAAGAGACGUUUCUGGGGGCAAUGCCACAUCAGUGGGCCAAUCCGCCUUCUCCUAACUUUGAAGCAAUUCUACCCAAGCGUCAGAAUAAAGGUCGCCAUCAGGGUCGCGCUAGACGAGGUCAGCGAGCAACUGGAAGGGCCAAUGAUAGUGAUGAAGAAGAUGCCAUGAUUGCAGAUUACAUCGCAAACAUGGACCAGCAACACAGCAUGGAUGAUGUCGACCAGGCUUUCAACAGACGGGAGUUAGGGGGUGAUGAAGACGCUGCUUGGCAAGAUGACUCUUCUGCAGAAGAAACUCAAGAUUCUGACCAAAAUGAACGGCACGGAUGGAGUCGGACGGAGUUACAGGACCUCGAUGAUCUAAGUACGUCAGAUGAGGCUCGAGGCAAAGUCCAGACUGUUUUGUCCAAAAGGCGUCGUGUUGGCGGUUUGCAGUACUUGAUUGUCUGGGAACAUCAGGAUGUAGACGAAGCCAGGUGGGUUCCACUGCAUGUUUUGCAAGACUCCGACGCGCUCCCGCUCAUCGAAGCAUUUGAAGCUGAAGAGAAGUUGAUCGCCGAGUUUGACAGUAAUGGAGAUGAAGACAGUGACGAUUCCGGUGAUAUUGGUGAUGAGGGUGAUGACGAUCAUGAUGACGAGCAGGAUCUAGUUCAGAGGAGGAUCGACAAAAUGAACGACGAGCAGAUUGCGAGGCUGAUAGCUAAGCAGGAGGAGCUGGGUAUGGGCGGAGAUGAAAUCCUACUGUUCGAUGAUGAAGUUCAUGAGGAUGAAGAAAUCGAAGCUCCCACACUUGAUCUCAAUGAAUUCAUACUGUCAGGCAGAAGAGGUAGAAAGGAAAGACGCCGUCGCCAAGGUGAAUUUCCGCCCGCAGCUCCAUUGGCAGAUGCUUAUGAUGGAUUUGAUGUAAUGGACUUUGAUCGGCCGAGUCUCAAAAAGAAGCCUAAAGGUCGCAAAGGCAAAUUGAUUCUUGAUGACAUCUCCGAUUCAGAGCUCGAGGCCUCAAUGCAAUCAGCAUGGGACAAUGAUCGUGCCAAGAAGAAGGAGAGAAAGCAGGAACGUGAAAUAUUACGUGCACAAGGAUUACUGACUGGCAAACAUGGCAAGCCCGAUAUGAAGGCAAAGUACAAGGAAGGAAUGAGUAUUGAUGAUGUCAAUGAAGAAAUCAAGGAGUUCUUGAAGGGUGAUAAUACAACGCUUUCUCUUCCUGCAAUGGACAAAGCCGAUCGUAAAUUCGUUCACGAGAUCGCCAAUGUCUUCAAAUUAAAGUCCAAAUCAGCCGGCUUGGGCAAUAAGCGUUAUCCUAUCUUGUACCGCACUUCAAGAACAAUCACUUAUGGAGAGCGUGCCUACGAGGCUGCAGCAUCGAAACUUUCACGGCGCUUCCUUCCUCGUAAUGAUGUAGGGAGAAGAUCAGGUAACGGGUCCAGGCGUGGUGGUCGAGCUGGUGGUGGCGGUGGCUCCGGUGGAGGUUUCGGUGCAGCGAGUUAUCGUGACGGUGAUAUAGUUGGUGCCUCGGCUCCUGAGCUGGGCAUCGGGAACAAAGGAAGAGCGAUGCUGGAGAAGAUGGGCUGGAGUGCUGGCACCGCUCUUGGUGCUCUUGAUAAUAAGGGCAUUCUUCAGCCAGUUUCUCACGUUGUAAAAACGACUAAAGCCGGUCUGGGAUAA